GCCGCCGGGGUGCGCCAUAACUGGGAACUACUCCGCGUGUGUGCUCACCGUGACGCCCGCACUGCGCUCCCAAAUACGUCUCCUUCCUUCUCCAGCACAUCAUAUCGGCACCGGUUCUUUUUCUUGUCCGUCACGAACGAAGCGUGUGUUUUGUCUAGCGUCCUUGAUACGGAUGCUUCGGUGUUUGCACCGUGUCGUGCCGGGUGUCGCGUCAACGGCGGUGGCGGCCGCUGCCCGUUGCACUUCGCACCCGCAUCUCCUCCUGCAGCAGCGCGGCGUCUUUGCGGAUAAAGUGCGCGCCGGCAUGGUCCUGCGUGUGGACAAGAAGGUAUUCCGUGUGGUGGCCAACACGCGCUCGCAGAAGGGCCAAAACGCUGCCUCCUUCAACAUCAAGCUGACGGAGGUCGGCACUGCGCGGAAGAAGGAGGUGACGGCGGGGCAGGGUCACGACUUCUCCGAGGUGCGGGCAGAGCGCAUCCGCCUGCUCUUUAGCGGCUUCGACGACGACGACUUCGCGUGCUUCGUCUUUCCUGAGCACAGCCCUGAUGCGGGCAAGGAAAUCAACAUCCCGGCCGACUCACUGCCGGAGGUGCAGCAAAAGUUUCUCGCGUGCGGGAUGCCGACGGAUGUGCUUCACAUUAUCCCCGAUGAGGACGUGCAAGACGACAAGGAGGUGUGGACGGAAAUCACAAUGCCGAGCAGCUACGUGUACACGGUGGAGAAGCUGACGUUGAAGGGGCUGUACAAGAUGGCCUCCUUCGUGGAGUGCGACGGCACGGUGAGCGUGAAUGAUCAGAUUCAGCUGGGUGACAAGGUCAAGCUUGUCAUCAAGCCCGACGGCACUGUGUCGUUUGGUGGCCGUGCCAGCGCGUAA
Leptomonas pyrrhocoris is the source of this 874-nucleotide messenger RNA. RefSeq lists its product as hypothetical. The record is from RefSeq and is a predicted model, not a curated record. NCBI's taxonomy places the organism in Eukaryota, Euglenozoa, Kinetoplastea, Trypanosomatida, Trypanosomatidae. The transcript has a single exon. Gene Ontology annotation, molecular function: translation elongation factor activity. Gene Ontology annotation, cellular component: cytoplasm. Bases 173 to 874 code for a protein of 233 amino acids.